This is a messenger RNA of Prosopis cineraria, 7450 nucleotides long. Its product is annotated as protein PHOTOPERIOD-INDEPENDENT EARLY FLOWERING 1. The coding region runs from base 867 to 7013 and encodes 2048 amino acids. The transcript has 20 exons. Gene Ontology annotation, molecular function: ATP hydrolysis activity; ATP-dependent chromatin remodeler activity; histone binding. The record is from RefSeq and is a predicted model, not a curated record. Gene Ontology annotation, cellular component: Swr1 complex. Lineage: Eukaryota; Viridiplantae; Streptophyta; Magnoliopsida; Fabales; Fabaceae.
CCCAUGGCUUUCUAGCGAGUUCCAGCCGUCAGAUCUACCAUCCCUUCAACGUGUGUUCUUAACCUGGAACACGCCACGAGUUUUUUUUUUUUUUUUUUAAACGCCUUUAUAGUUUAUUCCUAGGAGCAAGAAAUUCCAUUUUCCGUUGGCCAAAAAAAAAAAAAAACAAAAACAAAAAUAAAACAAGCAAAGAAAGAAAACGAAGUGUUCUCCGCACCAAAGAUCUGGAGGCCUGCCUUCAAGUCUUUGGUUGCAGUAUAGCUAUUCGGAUCCGGGACUGAUACUCCUCUUCCUGAAUCCACCGCGUUUAAACCCCCGUCGCAAACCCUAGACUUCCAGCGUUGACGAUAACCGGAAGACUCUCUAUCUCGCGCAUUUUUUCACUCCCACCAUUUUCUUUUUGCUGUAAUCUUUAAUUUCGAUGUAGAAAAGCUGGCGGUUGAUUAUUUUAUUGCACUGGUGGAAGAUCGGAAAAGUGCCGAUGGUGAAAAGAAAAGAGUGCGACUAAUUAUUUGGAAAGGUCAGUUCAGGGAACUGCGCCUUGUUUGUUCUACGGGAAAGCUCGGGUUUCGAAUAGGAGAUAAAGACUUUUCCUUUUCUCGUGGUGGGAUAAGGAACUGGAAUGAUCCUUAAAUAUAACUUCUUCCCUUCCCUGAAGCUGCAUAAUACAAUUCUCAAGACUGUCAUCGUUUAGCCGGGCAUUGCUUGCUUGAGAUAGACUCGUUCCACCCUGGUUAGGGCCUCUUUCUUUGCGUUUCAAGCUACUUUCGAGAGCUUGAAGAAAUUAUCAGCUGUAGCUGGUGUCUGCAUCUGAUGAUAAGAAGCAGAUGAUUUGCACUUGAGUACUGCUAUAAGUCAGAAAGCUGAUGGCGUCUAAAGGUCCGAGGUCUAAGAUUGAUCACGAGAGUAGAGCAAAGCGGCAAAAGGCACUUGAGGCUCCAAGGGAGCCUCGGCGUCCUAAAACUCAUUGGGAUCAUGUCAUGGAAGAGAUGGUGUGGUUAUCAAAGGACUUUGAGUCAGAGAGGAAAUGGAAAUUAGCUCAGGCAAAGAAAGUUGCUUUAAGAGCUAGCAAAGGCAUGUUAGAUCCGGCUACAAGAGGUGAAAAGAGGAUGAAGGAAGAAGAGCAGCGAUUAAGGAAAGUGGCACUGAAUAUUUCAAAGGAUGUUAAGAAAUUUUGGAUGAAAAUAGAAAAGCUGGUUCUUUACAAGCAUCAGAUGGAGCUUGAUGAGAAAAAGAAAAAGGCACUUGACAAACAGCUUGAGUUUCUUUUGGGUCAAACUGAAAGGUACUCAACCAUGUUGGCAGAAAAUCUUGUGGAUGCUAUUAAACCAGUUGAAAAAAAGUCACCAGAGCAUCAUAGGAUUUCCGAAUACAAGGGAGUAGAUGAAGACUUUACCAACAAAUCAAAUGAAGCUAAUGCUGCAGUGUUUCAGUCAGACCCUAUUGACAAUGAUGAAGAAUACAAUGUACAAUCCGAUGAUGAAUCGGAGGAUGAUGAGCAAACCCUUGAGGAAGAUGAGGCUCUUAUAACUGAAGAAGAAAGGCAAGAGGAGUUGGCUGCUUUGCAUGAUGAAGUUGAUCUUCCGCUGGAGGAGUUGCUGAAACGUUAUUCUGGAGAGAAAGGACCAAGUCAAGAAAGUACUCCGGCGCACAGUGAUGAUGAUAAUGGAGAAGUCACAGCUGGUGAUGGAAAUGAAAAUGGAGACAAUUUAUAUGGUAGCAAGCUUGGGUCAAGCAACUCCAGCAUGGUCUCUGGUCGUCGUUGUGAUGACAGUAAUGGUGGUCUAACUACACCAGCGGAGAAUAUAGCCAAAGAUAAGACCUGUCAAUCUGAAAAUAUGAAGCUAAUUUGUGGUGAGAGGGCCACUGAAAAUCUUGCAUAUGACUUUAGUGAUGAAGAGGGAGAUGGUGACUUCUUGCUUGGCACAGAAGACAAUGAUGAUGAAACAACCUUAUCCGAGGAGGAAAAAUUGGAAAAAAUGGAUGCAAUUGAUCCAAAGGAUGAGAUUGCUUUAUUGCAAAGGGAGAGUGAUAUGCCUGUUGAGGAACUCCUUGGAAUGUAUAAAAAGUAUUCCAGUGGCAAACAUAGGGAAGAUGAAUCUGAAGAUGCUGCUUCUUUAUCAGAGGAUCUUUUGGAUUCUUCACUGCUUGAAGAUGAUGCGAAGAACGAUCCUGUUGUUUCUGGGGAUGAACAUGUCAAGCCUUUUGAACACAUGGCUUUUGUACAGUCCCAUACUGAAGAACAACAUUGGGAAGCACCUCAUGAAAAUCUGGAGGGAAGGGAGAGUGAAAAUCUGAUUGCAGAUGCAGCAGCGGCUGCAAGAUCAGCACAACCAACUGGAAACACCUUCUCCACAACUAAAGUCCGCACAAAAUUCCCUUUUCUUCUGAAGUACCCUCUCCGUGAGUAUCAACACAUUGGAUUGGACUGGCUUGUAACAAUGUAUGAAAAAAGGUUGAAUGGGAUUUUGGCAGAUGAAAUGGGGCUCGGUAAAACAAUUAUGACUAUAGCUUUGCUUGCACAUCUUGCUUGUGAAAGAGGGAUUUGGGGCCCGCAUCUCAUUGUGGUACCAACUAGUGUCAUGCUUAAUUGGGAGACUGAAUUUCUCAAAUGGUGUCCUGCUUUUAAAAUUUUGACUUAUUUUGGUAGUGCAAAAGAGCGGAAGCUUAAAAGGCAAGGAUGGUUGAAACCAAACUCAUUUCAUGUAUGCAUAACAACUUAUCGAUUAAUUAUUCAGGAUUCUAAAGUCUUUAAGCGAAAGAAGUGGAAAUACUUGAUCUUAGAUGAAGCUCAUCUCAUUAAAAAUUGGAAGUCACAAAGAUGGCAAACCCUCUUGAAUUUCAAUUCGAAGAGACGUAUUCUCUUGACUGGUACACCGCUGCAGAAUGAUCUUAUGGAACUCUGGUCUCUAAUGCAUUUCUUGAUGCCUCAUGUUUUCCAGUCUCACCAAGAGUUUAAGGAUUGGUUCAGUAAUCCUAUAUCUGGCAUGGUGGAGGGAGAGGAAAAAGUAAAUAAGGAGGUUGUUGAUCGCUUGCACAAUGUCCUUCGUCCAUUCAUACUCCGUCGCUUAAAACAAGAUGUGGAGAAGCAACUUCCAAUGAAACAUGAGCAUGUCAUAUACUGCAGAUUGUCAAAAAGGCAGCGGAAUUUGUAUGAAGACUUCAUUGCUAGUACUGAGACCCAAGCCACUCUUGCAAGUGCCAAUUUUUUUGGGAUGAUUAGUAUUAUAAUGCAACUCCGUAAGGUUUGCAAUCAUCCUGACCUAUUUGAAGGUCGUCCUAUUAUCAGUUCUUUUGAUAUGUGGGGUAUUGAUGUUCAGCUAAGUUCUUCUGUGUGUUCAGUGUUCUCAACCAGCCCCUUUUCAUCAGUAGACCUAAGAGGUUUUGGAUUUUUAUUUACUCAUCUUGAUUAUAGCAUGACUUCAUGGGAGAGUGAUGAAGUAAAAGCUAAUGAGACCCCUGCGAGUUUAAUUAUGGAGCGUGCUGAUAUGAAUGCCCUACAAGUAUUUAGGCCUGAAUCGAAGGAUCAGAAAAGUUUCCAAGGAACUAACAUUUUUGAGGAAAUUCAGAGGGCAAUUUGGGAAGAGAGGCUGAGAGAAGUGAAGGAACGUGCGGCAGCUAUUGCAUGGUGGAAUUCCUUGAGGUGUAAAAGAAGGCCUGUCUAUUCAACAACCCUUCAGGAUCUUCUUACCAUUAGGCAUCCUGUAUAUGACAUUCAUCAGGUGAAGGCUAACCCUAGGUCAUACAGGUAUUCCUCAAAGCUAGCUGACAUUGUCCUCUCACCAAUUGAACGGUUCCAAAAGAUGGUUGAUGUGGUUGAAAGUUUCAUGUUUGCAAUUCCAGCAGCACGAGCUCCACCUCCUGUUUGCUGGUGCAGUAGAAGUGAAACGCCUGUGUUUCUUCAUCCAUCAUACAAGCAGAAAUGCUCUGAAGCUUUGUCACCCCUUCUGUCACCAAUCAGGCCAGCAAUUGUCCGACGGCAGGUUUAUUUCCCAGAUAGGCGUCUUAUCCAAUUUGACUGUGGGAAACUGCAGGAACUUGCAAGAUUGUUGAGGAAAUUAAAAUCAGAAGGUCACCGAGCAUUGAUAUUCACACAAAUGACAAAGAUGCUUGACAUAUUGGAGGCUUUCAUUAAUUUGUAUGGUUACACUUACAUGAGAUUGGAUGGAUCAACACAACCAGAAGAGAGGCAGACCUUGAUGCAACGUUUUAAUACAAACCCCAAAAUUUUUCUUUUCAUCUUGUCAACCCGUAGUGGGGGUGUUGGUAUCAAUCUAGUUGGAGCUGACACAGUUAUUUUCUAUGAUAGUGACUGGAAUCCUGCUAUGGAUCAACAAGCUCAAGAUAGGUGCCAUAGGAUUGGUCAGACACGUGAAGUUCAUAUCUAUAGAUUGAUAAGUGAAAGCACCAUCGAAGAGAAUAUAUUGAAGAAAGCAAAACAGAAGCGUGCACUUGAUGAUUUAGUUAUUCAGAGUGGGGGUUAUAAUACUGAAUUUUUCAAGAAGCUUGAUCCCAUGGAGUUAUUUUCAGGUCAUAGAACAGUUCCUGUGAAAAAUAUGCAGAAGGAGAAAAGCCAGAACAGUGGGGAUGAAGCUUCUGUAAGUAUUGCAGAUGUGGAGGCAGCAUUGAAAUAUGCUGAAGAUGAAGCAGAUUAUAUGGCAUUGAAGAAAGUAGAACUGGAAGAAGCUGUGGAAAAUCAGGAGUUCACAGAAGAAGCUAUUGGGAGACUUGAUGAGGAUGAGUACAUAAAUGAAGAUGAUAUUAAAGUGGAUGAGCCUUCAGAAUUAGCUGAAUCAGUUUCCAAGUCAAGUAAGGAGAAUGCAUUAAUGUUAGUUGGAAGUGAUCCUAAGGAAGAAAGACAUCUCUCUGUAUCUAUCAAAGAUGAUGAUGUUGACAUGCUAGCUGAUGUCAAACAGAUGGCUGCGGCUGCAGCUGCUGCUGGACAAGCUAUAUCAGCCUUUGAGAACCAGCUACGCCCAAUUGAUCGGUAUGCCAUUCGAUUUCUGGAGGUGUGGGAUCCAAUUAUAGAUAAAGCGGCCUUGGAAUCUGAAGUUAGGUUUGAGGAUACAGAAUGGGAAUUGGAUCGCAUUGAAAAGUACAAGGAGGAGAUGGAAGCUGAAAUUGAUGAAGAUGAAGAACCUCUUGUAUAUGAAAGAUGGGAUGCUGAUUUUGCGACUGAGGCAUAUCGGCAGCAAGUAGAGACCUUGGCUCAACAUCAGUUAAUGGAGGAACUUGAGAAUGAGGCUAAGCAGAAAGAAGAGGCUGAUGAAGAAAAUUGUGAUCCUGGAAAAAUUCAAACACCAAGGGAUUCUAAGCCCAGGCCUAAAAAGAAACCCAAGAAAACCAAGUUUAAAUCGCUGAAGAAAGGAUCUUUAGCCUCUGAAUCCAAGCCUAUGAAAGAAGAGCCACAAAUAGACCCGAUGUCAAUAGAUGAUGAGAUUGUCACUAGUCUGGACCAUGCAUCUCCAAAUUCAACUAUGCAGAAAAAACGUAAAAAGCCUAAAUUUAUAGCUGAUGGUGAAGAGGAGAAGACGAUAAAGAAGUCCAAGAAAACCAAGAGGGCUGCUGAUAUUUGUGCUUCAGAUUCAGAUAAUGCCUUGUUAGGUUUGCCGGAUGAACAUGCAGAAUCAAAGCAAUAUGAAGGUAUGAUUGAAUCUGAACAGAAACCUCCCAGCAGGAGUAAGAUGGGAGGGAAAAUAACCAUAACUCCAAUGCCAGUCAAACGUAUUCUGACAAUAAAACCAGAAAAAAUGAAGAAGGGUAAUGCUUGGUCCAAAGAUGGGGUUCCGUCAGCUGAUUUUUGGUUGCCACAGGAAGAUGCAAUUUUAUGUGCAAUUGUUCAUGAAUAUGGUUCUAACUGGAGCUUGGUUAGUGAAACACUCUACGGUAUGACUGCUGGAGGAUCAUACAGGGGGAGAUACCGUCAUGCUGUCCAUUGCUGCGAGAGAUUCAGAGAACUAGUCCAAAAAUAUGUUUUGUCCAUGACAGACAAUGCUAAUCACGAGAGGGGCAACAAUGCUGGCUCUGGGAAGUCUCUUCUUAAAGUUACAGAGGAUAACAUUAGGAUGUUGUUAGAUGUCGCCUCUGAGCAGGAAAAUAGGGAGUUAUUACUGCAAAAGCAUUUUUUUGCACUGCUUUCUUCUGUGUGGAAGGCAGGAUCACAUGUUGACCGAAGGCAAAAUCCGCCCCCCACACAAAAUGGCCACUAUGGUUUCUUUACUUCCACCGGGCAUAAUUCUCAGAGCCUUAUGAAGAAGCCUUCUGAAAGGAUGACGGUCACUAAUCUGGCAGAGAGCAGAAAGUUAUUGGCUGCUGCACUUGAUGACACCGGCAGUAGGCAGCAGCAUGACAAAAUCUCCCUCUCAAAUAAGAGUGACAAUGUGCCACUGACCACAGAUCAGCUGGUUGUGUCUCUGGAAUUCCCGAAAGAAGAGAAUGACACCUUAAUCUCAUUCCCUUCUGUUAUAAAUUUAUCUAUACAGGAGACGGAACCCCUACCAUCGUUAAUUUACCCUAUUGGGGAAGAUAAUCAUCUUAGAGCUUGUGGAUCUGUUGCUGAGGAUCGUUUCAGGGAGGCAGCCAGAGCUUGCGGGGAAGAUAGUUGUGGAUGGGCUUCAUCAGUAUUCCCAACAAAUGAUGCAAGGUCCAGAGCAGGAUCCAAGAUACAAGCUUCGGGGAAGCACAAGUCUUCCAUCUCAGACUCCAUUAAGCCUUCUAAGUCAAAGUCCAAACGAAAUUCAUCAGAUACUUGUGAGAUGCGUCACCAACGGGUUGAGCCAUUAUUCCAGUCAAUGCCAUCACUUGAAGCCAAGGAUCUGAGAAUUGAUCUUAAUUCAUUAGCAAUGGACGAAGCGGGGGCUGAUAAUAUGGAUUGCAAUCUACCCUUUGUCCUGAAUGAGGAAAAUUCGUUGGAAACAGAGACUUUUGGCAUGGUUCCACAUGAUUUCGUUGCUGGCUUAAUCUCAGGCCUUGAUGAUUGUUCAGAAUUGCCAGAAUAUACCGACAUUGGAUAAGACCACCAAACCAAGCCUGACUCAAACAUCUGAAUGUUCCGUCGCCGCCAUUGAUUACUGGGUUACUCCUGGCAUGUUAUUAUUAUUGGUCAAUCCAUGAAUUACCCAGGGCUGACUAUUGCUCAAUAUGUUUUUACCAAGCUCCUUGGGCAUGAGAAAUUUGGAUUCAUCGUUUUCAGAAUAUGCAAAAACAAGUUGAAGUUAAAUUACUCGACAACUUGUUGAGAAGGUGGGAAUGUUAGAGGAGCAUCCACACGAGCCUGCAGGACAAAACGGUUGAGGUUCAGGAUACAUAGGCAGUUGUAGAACGUAAGAUCAAUAAUUUGUUAAUGCUGAUUUAAGGCUUCAGUUCAAAUUUUGACGAGUAAAUUUUAUCCAUUGGAAGGACUGAGGUAUUAUGAUUAUGGCGUUAAAGAAAAGGUGACGUCCCUUCACCA